Molecule: messenger RNA, 1983 nt
Organism: Humulus lupulus (European hop)
Lineage: Eukaryota; Viridiplantae; Streptophyta; Magnoliopsida; Rosales; Cannabaceae
Product: WD repeat-containing protein LWD1
Exons: 1
Coding region: 250-1290 (346 amino acids)
Cellular component (GO): nucleus
Molecular function (GO): protein binding
Source: RefSeq, a predicted model, not a curated record
GUAUAAAAAAAAUUGUCACACUCCUAAGUUUUUACACUAAAAUUACACACUAUAACUAUAUAACGUGUAAUUAAUCAUUAAUUGCACGUUUUAGUGUAUAAUAUUUUUGUGCAAUAAUUUGGGAGAGUGUGUGUUGGUCAGCAAAUUGGUAUUUUUGGUAAUGAGAGACUGACUGCUUAGUACUGGACUAGUUUUGGGGCUAGGGCUUAAGCGGCGGCUAGAGGAAGAAGAAGAAGAAGAAUUGUGUCUAUGGGGGCAAGCAGCGAUCCAACCCAGGACGGGUCCGACGAACAGCAGAAACGGUCAGAGAUCUACACAUAUGAGGCACCAUGGCACAUCUACGCCAUGAACUGGAGCGUUCGCCGUGACAAGAAAUACCGCCUCGCCAUCGCCAGCCUCCUCGAACAGCACCCAAACAGAGUCGAAAUCGUCCAGCUUGACGACUCCAAUGGCGAGAUCCGCUCCGAUCCUUCUCUCUCCUUCGAACACCCGUACCCUCCGACAAAAACAAUCUUCAUUCCCGACAAGGAGUGCCAAAAACCCGACCUCCUCGCCACAUCGAGCGACUUCCUCCGAGUCUGGCGCAUAUCCGAUCAGGACUCCGGCGUCGAGCUCAAAUCUCUUCUUAAUGGAAACAAGAACAGCGAGUUCUGUGGUCCGCUCACCUCCUUCGAUUGGAACGAGGCCGAGCCCAAACGAAUCGGAACCUCAAGCAUCGACACCACUUGCACAAUCUGGGAUAUCGAGCGUGAAGCCGUCGAUACUCAACUCAUCGCUCACGAUAAAGAGGUCUACGACAUUGCUUGGGGCGGGGUCGGCGUCUUCGCCUCCGUCUCCGCCGAUGGCUCCGUCAGAGUCUUCGAUCUUCGCGAUAAAGAACACUCCACAAUCAUUUACGAGAGUUCCGAGCCCGAUACUCCUCUGGUUCGACUCGGCUGGAACAAGCAGGACCCUAGGUACAUGGCUACGAUAAUCAUGGAUAGCGCCAAGGUCGUCGUUCUUGAUAUCCGCUUCCCUACUCUUCCCGUGGUCGAGUUGCAGAGGCACCAAGCUAGUGUUAACGCCAUUGCUUGGGCUCCCCAUAGCUCUUGUCAUAUAUGCACCGCAGGGGAUGAUUCUCAGGCUCUCAUUUGGGACCUCUCCUCCAUGGGUCAGCCUGUUGAGGGUGGAUUGGAUCCCAUCCUUGCUUACACUGCUGGGGCUGAGAUUGAGCAGUUGCAGUGGUCUUCUUCACAACCUGAUUGGGUUGCCAUUGCUUUCUCUAGUAAGCUUCAAAUAUUGAGGGUAUGAAGAAAACAAACUCACUCGUCACUAUAGCUAAAACUCUCUCUUCUCUUGUGAGUUUGAUUAUUGGUAUGAUGAAUAGCAAAGAAGGAUCGAUCAUUGAAGCAAGAGAAAGCUCAGCUAUGGUGGUGAUGAUAAUGAUGUGGAAGAGGAGGAGGAGGAGGGAAAUGGUUUCUGGGUCCUUCUACAAUGGCUACUAGUACUGUUACUACUAACCCCUUUUUCUUCUUUGUUUCUUGUUUAGUGUGUUACUCACCUCAUAAUUCAUUCCUUAUUUUGUCCAUUUACAUACAUUGUUGCUUGUUUGAUUCAUGUUCAUUGUAACCAUUGAAACUAUACUAUGUAGAUACCUUAACUCUAGGAUUUUGGUAGCAUGGCAUUCAUAGAAGAAUGCAAUUAGGUCACUAGUACCAGAACUAGACCAAUAUGUUAAUUGCUAGCUUGAAUGGUCAGACAUGUUGUUACCAAGAAUGCAAUUAGGAUUGAGUUCUGAGUCUCUUAAUAUUCUAAAGAAAUAUGUCAAAGAUCGAGUUCAGUUCAUCAGGGGUUAGUUGUAACAUAAAAGAUUUAGUUUCCUAGUAACCAUUAGGUGAGUUAAGACUGGUUGAUUUUGGGAUUUGGAGAUGUUGGUUGGUUCAAGAGAAACUAUGUUUUGUGAUGUGCAAGUGCUAAUAAUGAAUGUAUAUCUUCUCUUUUACA